AUGUUCUCACUGUGCCGCCCGCACGACGACAAGCCCUGUUGUUCGACGGACGCGAGCAGCGUGAUGGAGGACAAUGACAGUGAUUUGAAGACGUUGAUCGCGAGGAAUCAUCAGAUCAACAAGCAGAUCGAAGCGGACCGCCUGGCGCAGCAGAAGAUCAUGAAGAUUUUGUUGUUGGGUAAGUGUGACGUCAUGUUUUGAACUAUUUUUUGGAUGGGGUUUUUGAGGAAAAAAGGCGUGUUUCUCAUAGGGAAAGAGGGCGAAAUGCAAGGCUAAGAUUUAAUAGUCAAGUUUUGGGGAAAUUUAGAUUACUUUUUUCUGACAAAUUCUUAGUCCGCGCUUUGCAGAAAUAACUGAAAUUUAUUUGCGAUUUUUGGAAUAAAAAAUUUUUAAAGGCUAUUUCUAUCGAGAAGGUUACAUUUUUUUCAAUUUUUCCACCAAAAACAGGCUAAUAAUUGAUAAAAAAAACGUUUUUUACCUGCCCACUCUCCGAAUUUUUUGUACUCUCUUGCUGGCAAAGAUCCUUGGAUUUCUCAGAUGCGCUUGCAAAUCGCAAAGUAAAAUUCUUAGCAAGCGAUAUGCGGCGUGUUUAGGAUUCAGUGAGAUCUCAAUAGAACAAAUUCCCGUAUAAUAGAACCUGCCUAUAACAAACAAUUUCGAAGGCCCAAAAGUCAUUUUUUAGCCAAAUGAACCUUCCUACAACAAAGCCCUUCUUCCAUCAGUCUGUCGGGAAAAUAAUGAGCACUCUGUCGCAUCGAAAAUCGCAUUGCCGCCGAGAAGAUGAAUUGCGUCGCGUCAAAAUCGAAAUUGUUUUUGGUAAAAGUUCCUUAUUUUGGCCACAACUUAUAACUUUGCGGAAACCGGUCGGAAUUAGCCCAAAUUUAGCGUGCACGCUCUAAUUCAUCGUUGUCAAUGCCCCGACAGUGGAUUUAGUUAGUGAGGUACCUUCUUUUUUACGUACCACCUUACCCUUCAAAAAUGGCUGCAGCCUAUUACUUUACACUUUAUACGAUGAAACAUGUCCGGAAAGUAAAUUUAUUGCCUCCGUAUGCAACUAAAUGAGUCGUCACAGCCUUCGUAGGUACCCAUAAAACUAUAGAGCUAUUAUAGUAAUUCAGUGCCAGCUAGGUCGAAGCGUUUUUUUCCUAACUUUAGUGCCCAAGCUUGGGCGCAGUUCGCGGAGUACCUUUGUUGUGGCCAAAAUAAGGAACUUUUUCCUUGUUUUCUACUUCAGCGACGCGACUGGCGCAGCGACAGAAUGCUCAUUAUUUUUCCGACAGACUGAUAUAACGGGUAAAUUUUGUGGUCCCUUGCGAUUUCCUUUGAAAUUUUUUUCUUGGGGUACCUCUCAUUUUUCUUCAUAAAAAAUGUUUUUACGAGGUUUUAGAAUCCUAAUUUAUUAUGUUUUAUCAAAAAUUACCGUAAAACCUGACCUCAAAAAUUAACGAAAGAAUCAAAAAUUAACUAAUUACUCGCCCAUUUUCUACAUCUAACUUGUUGAAGCCGGUUACAUUUUUUUUAUUUUCUUGAAGAAUAUGUAAUCAAAAUCAGAUGGUUUCAGGUGGCCCCGAGUCUGGAAAGAGUACAAUAUUCAAACAGAUGAAGUAAGUUUGCACUUUGAAUUAGAUUCUCUACAGACAUUGUUUCAUUUGCAUAUUCAAACGGGUCUAGCGUAAUGCCAAAUUGGGCCGAGAAAUGGCACUUUUUUGAGCCUUGCACUUUUCGGGUAAAAAACCGGAUGUUGGAGGGGUCUCUCCUCAUUUUUUGUACUCUCUUGUGUGAAACAUCAUUUGUUAAGCGUCUUGACUGCUGCUUUACUGUUUAGCUUGAGAAUAGGCGUCUCAAAUAUUCAACAGUCUUUACCACGAGAGAUUACGGAAAGUUAGGAGAGACGUCAAAGAGUAAAAGAAAAAACAAAUUAAUUUUUUAGCAUAAAGCUGGCUAAAACAGCAGGAAAAAUAAGGGGAGGAAAGGUAAAAUACGUUCUUCACACCGAAAGGGAUCGGCGAAAACAAGUUAUCCUAACAGGGGAAGUACUCCAAGUGCAACGCCCAGAUUUUGAUGAAACUUGGCACAAAUUUAGAAUAAUUUUGCACGCCUAUUUCUACCGUAAAGGAUAAUGUUUCUACAAAAAAUCAAAUUUUUUCCGCACAAAACUGCCAAAGUUAUGGCCAAAAAGCGUUUUCCUCACUGACCGCUCUCCACGUUUCACGUGCUCUCUCGGCGGAAAAAAUCGUUCUUUAUCUCGGCGGCGCCCGCAAAGCGCGAGCUAAAGCUUUCAGGAAUUGAUAUUUAGUCCAUACCCGACGAUUUAAAGAAAACCUGAGCGUCGCACUUGGAGUACUUCCCCUGUAAGUGCAACGGUCAAAAAACCUUUUUUAUAUUUUUCACUCACGUUGUGCAUUGGCCACAUAUAAAUUCCUGAAAGCUUUAGCUCAUGCUUUGCAGGGCGGACGAGAUAUUGAUCUUUGCCGUCGAGUGAGUACGCAAAACGCGGAGAACUGGCAGAGAAAAGCACUUUUUAGGCCAGUUCCGCAUUAAAAAAUGAACUUUUUUGUGAAAAAUUAUACUCGAAGGUAGAAAAUGGGACAAAAUUUUUCAUAUCAAAAUUCGCAAAAAAAGUGUCACAUUUUUGCCAACUUUCGAUCAAAAAACAACAAAUUGCACAGUGCAAAGCAAGCUCUCCUUUUUGCACAGUGCAUUUCUCAAAAGCCAUUUCAGCGACUUUGCAAAUGGACUAGUACUGAAGUUCUAAUCAAAAUUAAAUUCCAUUACCCACAACCUUUUAUUUUUCCAGGAUCCUCCACAUGAACGGCUUCUCCGAAGCCGACAUGCUCAACUUUCGCUAUUUAAUUUAUGCGAACACAACGCAAGCCUUGUAUCAGCUGUUGGAGGGAGCAAAAACAUUGAGGAUUGAGGUGGACGAGGAGGUUAUGCAUGACGUCAUGCAUUUCCGCAAUUAUUUUGAUAACACUUUACCGUACGAGCUGGAAAUGGACGGGGAGUUGGCGGAGAAAAUGCAGCGGAUCUACGAAAGCCGCUUCAUCAAGGCCGUGUUGCUACGACAGCAUGAGAUUGUGCUUCUGGAUAGUGCUGUAUAGUAAGAUUUUUUGGAAAAAUUUUGAAUUUUUGGAGACAUUUUGAUACUUUUUUUCAAAAAUGAUGAUUUUGAAACUGCAGGGUCUUACAAAAAACGUGAAGGAAAGUGGAAGGCUAUAACUUCCGGCAGAGGCGGCGCGGAAACUUCGUAUUUGAAAUAUGUAUUUUUAAAAGACAUAAGUUUUUGUCCACGAAAUAACAAGCUCUUAAAGUCCAAACUGAGGUCGCUACGACCCUCUGAAGUAGAGGCAUCUCCACCCCGAAAACCAGGUUUUUUCGGUUGAAAAUGGGGGGUUUCGAUAUGGGUGAUGUUGAAAAAGAGGAGGAAAGUGCCAACACUUGCAAUUUUUUCGACGUUUUCUUAAAGACUGCAUCAACAAACCCUCAAAAAAUCCGACAUUUCCUGGUGGUUUUCAACCGAAAAAGUCCGAAAUUUCUCGAUCAUUUUCAACCGAAAAAACCUGGUUUUCGGGGUAGAGAUGGCUCUACUUCAGAAGGUCGUAGCGACCUCAGUUUGGACUUUAAAAGCUUGUUAUUUCGUGGACAAAAACUUAUGUCUUUUAAAAAGACAUAUUUCAAAUACGAAGUCUCCGCGCCGCCUCUGCCGGAAGUUAUAGCCUUCCAAUUUCUUUCACGUUUUUUGUAAGACCCUGUAAAAAUCAAUUUUUUCCAGUUUUCUCGACAAAAUCAAAGAAAUUGGGUCGCCCGGUUUCCACCCAAGUCAUCAGGAUGCCCUGAGGGCACGAAUAGCCACCACUGGAAUCAACGAAAUCGAAUUUAACUACAAAAAAGUGACGCUGAAAAUGGUCGAUGUGGGUGGGCAAAGGUCCGAACAGCGGAAAUGGAUCCAUUGUUUUGACAAUGUAAAUGGACUACUGUUCAUUGCGGAGCUCUCAGGAUACAAUCAAAUGCUCAAUGAUGGAGAGAGAACUGUGGUAAGACGGAACUUUUUUGAUGCUGAUUUUUUGCACUGUGCAAAAAAAUUUUUGGUUUGAAUGCACAGUGCAAAAAGUUUAAAAAUUUCAUUUUUUCGAUUGAAAAAAUCUUACAGUCCAAAAAAUUUUCUACUUCAAAUUUUUUUGCAAAAAAAAUCAGUUUCGACUGCACUGUGCAAAAAUUUUUUAGCGCACAGUGCAAAAAAAACUGAAAUUUUUUUUAUCGCACAGUGCAAUAAACUAAAAAAGUUUACUGCACGGUGCAGAAUUUUUUACCAAAUGACGAGAAAAUGCACUGUGCAAUAUUUUUUUAUUUUUGCUGCGACAUGCAGAAAAAAAGUUUUUUGGAUUGCACACUGCCAAAAAAGGGAAAAAAUGGAAUUGCAAAAAUGUUUUUUCCGAUUGCACUGUGCACUAAAAAAUUGUGCCAAAAACGAAGAAAAUAUGCAAUUGCACAGUGCAAAAAAAAUUUUUUUUUUUUUUUUUUUUUUUUGAAAAGUGCAAUAAAUUCAAAGUUUUUUAUUCCGAUUGCACUGUGCGAAAAUUUUUGUCACCGCACAGUGCGAAAAACCAAAAAAAAUUGCAUAGUGCAAAACCAUCUCAAAACCCAAAGAAAAAUUUUUCCACUUUAGAACCGGCUAAAAUACAGCAUGUACUUGUUCAAACGGAUAGUCAACAACCCGUGUUUUGGCAAGAAAACAGCGAUUAUUUUAUUCUUGAACAAAGUGGACAUCUUCCGUGAGAGAUUGAGCGUCUUUCCGCUAACUGUGUGCUUCAAAAGUUAUUCCGGUGAGACUUUCGAACAUCCCAAGAUCGUAUUUUACAAAAAAAAAUUUUUUUUAAAUCCUAACUUUAGGGCCGAAUACCUACGAAAGUUCGGCAAACUUUGUUACCGACCGGUUUAUGACCGUAGUGCCGGCGGAAAUCCAGGAAAAACGACCAGUCUACACUCACUACACGAAUGCCACGGAUACGCGAAAUAUCGACCGAGUUUUCGACUCCUGCAUCGACGUUGUCUUCAAGUUGUCUAUGGAAAAAGUCGGGUUCUUAUAG
Molecule: messenger RNA, 5087 nt
Organism: Bursaphelenchus xylophilus (pine wood nematode)
Lineage: Eukaryota; Metazoa; Nematoda; Chromadorea; Rhabditida; Aphelenchoididae
Source: the annotation of a GenBank genome assembly